AUGGUUAUUGAAAUUCAGUUGAAACUGAGUCAUAACCUUGUCAAUUUGUGUAUUCUACAUGUUUAUAUAACCACCCUGGUGGAAGAAAAUCGUUUGGCUAAAAGAAAAAAAGAGUCUACUUUCCAUCAACCAGUGUACCAAGCUAAUGCUAAAGAGUCACUUCUCGAACAAGUUCUUGCAUCUGAAGAUUAUCAAUUAUUUGUUCAGUUAAUGAUACAAAAGAACAAUGAAUUACAGCUACAAGUUAUUAUGAUGAUAGUAAAGGCUAGAGGAGAUUUACCUGACAGUUUGAAACAAGAAGGUGACAAAACUGAUGUAGAUGAAAAUGAAGGUGAAGAUGCAAUAUUGAGGGCUGUUUUGAGCCAAUCUAAAUCUGACUAUGAAGAGGAAUUGAAGCAAAAUAAAGAAGCAGAGAAACAGUAUAAUGCAAUAAUACUGAUAUCAAAAGAAGCUUCUAGUAAGUUGAAACAUGAGGUUGAUAAAGAGAGAGAAAAAGUCAAUGAGCACACUCCUUUUCUGGAUGUCGGAUUUCUUGCAGAUGAGAUAACAGAGCUUGAAUUACAGUCUGUGAUGCAGCAGCAGUGUUUUCAUCAGAGUGUGAACUACGUAAAACAGAAAAUAACAAAACAAAACAAAAAUAGAUUGUUUAACGGGUUAAACCCCGGGUUCAAUAGUGACAGUGACGACCCAUCCAGUGAUGAAGAGACAGAUGAUAAUGAUUCAAAUUCUAAACGAAAACUUUCUUUUAAAGAUAAGUCUUUUGUUAUGUCUAGCCGGCAUUGCAUCAUGAAUUAUCUUGAAGAUGCGUCAUUCAUGAAUCUCGAAAUUGUUGCUCAAUAUAUACUGAACAAAGACGAAUCUGAAUCUGUUGUAACUGUAGGAAUUGAUGAUACAACAAAGGCUGCAGGUCAUAAGUUAUUUGACAUUAAAACUGAUCAUUUAACAAUUGCUGGGCCGAAUCACUAUAGAAAGUCAUUUACAACAGGGUAUAUUGAAAAUGUAUCCCACUCUGGAAAGGACGGUGCAUGGGCAUAUGGUAUGAAACUACAAUGCCUAGCCACACUCUCAAACAGUACAGUUGAUGAAAUUAAAAGUCAUAUAGACUUUUGGAUCUCUGAUCGGGCAUCUGAUUGUAAAGUGCUUUUGGAGAACUUGGAUAUUGCUUCAGAAAAGACUUUGAAAUGUACUGCCCAUGUAGUUCUUGGAGUUGACUACGCCAAAGAUAAAGUAUUCCGUAACACAGAACAGCACAUUGAAAUGCAAAAUUUGAUUGAUUGUGGGAAAAUCUUGAAAUCACCUUCUUCGAGUGUAUUUACAGUUGGUUUGAUUGCUAUUGCAAAGUUGCUUUCACCUAGCCAUUCUGCACACUCGGUCUCUUUAUACAAUCAGUAUAUGGAAUGGAUGACUGUCAACGAUGUAGAAAAUAAACGCAGUUUCAAAGGUUUUGCAUCUAAUCGGUUUGGACGUAUAGCCGAGCUGGCCAAGGAAUUUUGA
Molecule: messenger RNA, 1494 nt
Organism: Lottia gigantea (owl limpet)
Lineage: Eukaryota; Metazoa; Mollusca; Gastropoda; Lottiidae
Exons: 5
Coding region: 1-1494 (497 amino acids)
Cellular component (GO): ciliary base; axoneme
Source: RefSeq, a predicted model, not a curated record